This is a messenger RNA of Blastomyces dermatitidis ER-3, 5521 nucleotides long. Its product is annotated as GAS2 domain-containing protein. Bases 723 to 4607 code for a protein of 1294 amino acids. The transcript is spliced from 2 exons. NCBI's taxonomy places the organism in Eukaryota, Fungi, Ascomycota, Eurotiomycetes, Onygenales, Ajellomycetaceae. The record is from RefSeq and is a predicted model, not a curated record. Gene Ontology annotation, molecular function: microtubule binding.
UUGUUAAAUAAAUUGAGAUGGGAAUUUGAAAUAAUCCCACAGGAGAAAAUAAUCGUUGAACUGCCAAAAACGAGACGAUAAUUUUUCAGUGCCCAAUAAUCCUGGCUGCCAAUCAACCUUCUUCCCAUUCCCGGCGCUUUCUGACGGAGUUUUUAUCCCCCCAUACAAAUUUGGCCUGAACAUCGGUGGAGCCUCACCUCACCACGACAUCUCGAACGACACACUCGACAACGCCGACAACGAGGGCAUAUCACUCCCCCCUUCCCAGCCUCGAUUUCCAUGAUAUCUUGAACUGAAGUUGCUAAGAGCGCUGGUUUGCUCCGUGUUAUAGCUUCAUCUCGUCCACUCUUUUUAAUCCCGGCUCUCCUAUUCUUCUGAUCGUUUUUCUUUGUUGUUUGCCCUUGGAGUAGGCAUUUUCCUCGAGCAUUGUCCGUCAAUCCUCCCUCCCGUCGAUCAAUCCGCCAACUAUCUACUUUGCGACACAGGUGGCGAACUUCCUACGUCGUCCUGGUAUUAAGCAAGCAAAUGCGGUUUUAGUCGUCCAGCAGCUUUUCAUAUCCAACAUGUGGAGAGGGUCAUCGAGAGAUUUUCUUUAUGCAGAACUUACCCUCUUCGCCGAUGACCCUGGCUUCUACCUAACUAUCCCAACAAUUUACAUUAAACUUCUAGCCUCUCCAAGGGCACUUUGAGCGAACCGCGAUGCUAUUCUUAGCUACUGAAAAAUGGCUGAAAAUCCGUUCACUCUGACUCCCGCGCUCCGCCUCCGUCCCUCCUCAGGCCUUCGAACUCCAUCACGCUCCCCUCCUCGAUCCCCGACCCGUUGCCGUUCCCGCUCUCCAGAACGAAAUUUCUCUUCCUUAAUCUGCACGCUAGAUCCAUUGCUUGCCAAUCUUUCGCCGGAAUCCACUCUCGAAGCAUUAGCAUCCACUGAUGCUGUGCGGACAAAUGGAAAGACCGCAGAGGGCAUACUCUCCAAAGCCAUUGCGGAAGCUUCAACCGCUGAACGUGCUUUAGCUGUUCGAGCUGCAGUGGCUGGGCAGAAUUUGAAGCAAUGGCAUGCAGAGGUGUUAGCAUGGGAGUGGCCGCAGAAGAAAGAUGCUGCCGCGGGCAAGGGCUUCAUCCCAGGGGGCAAAGACCGCGCUUGCAGUGAUGAUGGGUGGGAGCGAUACUUGGGCUGUCUUCCAGUCGCCAUUGUAGAGCAGCACGAGGACAGGAUUGAUGCGAUAAAGGCUGAGAUGGAAGCGUUGGAUGUGGAGGAACUGAAGGAACACGUCCUGAAUGCACAUAUCCCCUCUCGAUCACGACCGUCAUCUUCGAAUAGCACCUGGUCCACAAACAUGAAUACUCUGAGCUAUGUACAACUUAGCGAUUUCACGGCGGUAAUAACAGCUACUAUUCUCCAGGCACUGCCAUACCUUUCCAAGCUCAAUAUUCUCCUCAAUAUUUGGGACGUUCGUCUCACUGUACUACACCAAAUCCCCGAGCUACUGGAUGGCCUUGGGAGCACGAAGCGGGGCAUCGAUGGCGGACUGGACCGACUGAAAACAGGAUUGUUACCGGAAUUGGACGACCCCCUAUUUUCUAAGACCUCCUUCGAUUCUGCUCGUCACAAGCUGGAAAACAAGAUAUUAAUUGUGGGAAGUAAGAUGGAUCGCAUUCUUGAUUCUCUUGAAGGCCAAGAAGAUGCCCUCCCUGAGGCUUGGAUUGAUGAAAUGGAGGCUAUUGAAGCUGGGUUUGCGACUUGGGCCUUUGAAGCGGAGAAAAUGGUAUCCGAAAACGAUUUUAGGCGAUCAAGCCCGCCGCUACCUGAGUAUUCGACGCAGCCAACGGAGACUGAAAGGCCAGAAAAAGGUAGCCCGCAAGGCUUGACUACUCAGAGUACGGCUUCUCCGCCUGAGAAAGAUCAAAAGGACAAAGAUCAUAAUUCACUGGCGGUGAUGCAGCUUCCAAGUAUCCAUGUCAAACACGAGCUGCCCGCCACACCUUGUCGAACUGACCCGGUUCUGAAUGAGAGUCCUCCAGCAUCAACAGGUAUUCAACAGGCUCCUCCUUCCCCUCCGUUGAUACCGCAAGUCCAAGGGGCAGAGGAAGACGCAUCCCAAGUGAGAAUCCAAGAGAGUCCUCAUACAGAGUUCCCCAACGAUCCAGAACUCCAGCAGGAGAAUCGAAACCCUACACAAAGUGACUCGGACACUUCGUCAGCCUUGCCUUCUACGCCUACAACUUCCACUACUCAAGGACAAUUGACUAACCCGUCGUUUUCUGACACCGCUGAUCACCUGAUAUACGAGCAGAGCAUCGAUGCAUUAUCAAAUCCACCCAUUCAGCGGCUUGAAGACCAUUCCUCUGACGGAACUCCUUGGACUGAGACUUCAAUUUCUCGUGACAAACCCUGCUCAGGGGUGAUAGAGACCCCUAAAAACACUAGAAACUAUCCCGAUACUACAGGAGAACAAAACCUCUCUGGAGAACCUAUCGAGAUCAAUGCAUCAUUACAUUCCCCUUCGCGAUCUAAGAUUACCGAUCCAGCUUCCCCGCAGUCGCCGGCACCCAAAGCAUCGCCUAGCCAGGCCAGCCCUUUCAACGUUACUAAUACAUGGAUAUCAUCUUCUCCUACAAGUGCUGAGUUGAGCCCCCGCAGCACUACCAAGAACAGGCCAGAAGGUCUUAAACUGGACAUCUCUGCGCGUCGAGAUUCAAUUGUUUCUAUCGCUUCAACUGUAGGUUCGGGGUUCUCGUAUGGCUCCGAUCCUGAGAUUAAGGACGCUCAAGUAGCAACCGCUCAUGGCAGUCCUAUCAUAGUUGAAUCUCCGAGUGGCUUUCUCACAACUGGUUCUAAGGCUCCCUGGGCUCUCGGGCAUGGCGGAAAUAUUCUGUCACGAACAAAAUCCGCAGAAUUAAAAAAUAGAAACACUAGUUCUUCCCGACCUGCAGUCCAACGGACCAUGAGCCUACCACUCGAGCGGUUCGUGGAUGGAGAUCCUCAGGAUGUUCACGAAAUGGGCGAUCCCAAUGAAUCAAAACAUCAAUCCGAGGUCAAACAGGCAUCUUCUGCGUCCAUUGGGGUUUUACCAAAAACCGAACUGCGCAGUAUCAUAGUCUCAAACAGGCUUAGUAUGGGACCUACAAACGGACAGAGACCUGCGCCAAAUCUUCGCCGCUCUGUUUCUUCUCUAGCUCUAUCAUCCAUAAAUCGAAUUAGCAACAGGUCUCUAGGCGUCAACCCCAACUAUCCCCGUGGACCACGCAUAUCAACCUCAACUGAGUCGCUUCCGUCGACUGCCGAAGAACCAUCGCCAUCAAUACAUAUUUCGCACAGCAAAAAUGAAGUCGUUCAAACUCAGGACACCCCUACCCCGCCUCCAAUCCUUCCACGCAGGUCCAGCAAGCGACUUUCUAGACUUCUCAGUCCAGUCACAUGUAUUUCAACACAUAAAGAGAAAAACGCUGCAUCGACUACUCACGCUACCACACAACCUAGAAAUGCAGCUGCCGAUUCUGCGGCAUCGCCUUCUGUUAACGCUCCUAGAUCGCCUGAAGAUCAAUUAGAUGAGAAAAUAAAUUCCAUACUUACCACAAUUCCCACCCGAAUCCAUCUAGCCUCGACUCCAGAGAGUACUAAGAGUACUAAAAGCACUCCUCGUGCGUCGGAACCUUCGUACUCAACCCCAAAAAGAGAUCGUUUACAAUCACAAUCCCCAAUGUCAAGUCGCAGCAAUACCCCUACGCCAUCACUCACCCUGACACCAGCCUUCGGCCGUUCGCGACGAACGCACACAUACCACGAUGACGGGUCUGCAGUUAGACUCUACCAUCUGCAUCGUCCUGGUAAAGCAGCCCCCCUCAAGCUCUUUGUUCGUUCAGUCGGUGAAGAUGGAGAACGAGUCAUGGUGCGAGUUGGCGGUGGAUGGGCUGAUUUAGGAGAAUAUCUUCGAGAAUACGCCGUCCACCACGGUCGGCGAAAUGUCUCAGACGCGAAAUUUGAAGUCCGCGGCCUUCCCAACCAUAACACCUCGCCCAACUAUUCCACACAGAACAAACAAGUCCCUAGCACCGGCCGUUCGACCCCUGUAUCCCGCCCUGGCUCCGCCUUCGACAUCCGCCCACCCUCUUCACUCACCGUCCGCAAAGCCCGUCGAUCCAUGGCAAACCACUCUGAACUCCCAAAUCUCACAUCCGCAAACAUCGAAAAGGCCUCCGAAGGAUCCUCUUCUACCGGUGGCGGGCCUCUUUCUUUUCUCUCAUCCGCACGCCGCAGGCUCUCCACAUCAUCAAACGCAUCCAUGAGCGUCGCCUCCGCCUAUGGCGGCGAAGGCCAACAAUUCGUCUCCACGCCCCUCGGCCUCGCAGGCCCGAAUCCCAAAUCCAGACGAGUAUCAAUCAGCCCCGAGAGCGAGGCCUGGGUGGAAGAUGUUGUCGGACGUGCCCGACGCACCUCUGCCACAUUAAGAACCGAGCGCUCCUAUGGGAACCUCAGGCGGUUUCGACCGAAUGUUUUGCAGGAGGAUGCGCUCCGGGACCGAGCUGAUGGCGGUCAGAGGAGCGUUAGUGAUACAGGUGGUGGUGGGAAUAAACGGGUGUAUCUGCGGGGACUGGGGAGGGAAUGAAUGAUAUUUGAAAUCAACCCUCGAGCGGGCGGGGAGCUAGGCUAUAUAUUACCUUGCAUUUUUAUGGGAUACAUUCGUUUGUGUAAUCCCCUUUUCACUUUUUUUGCUCUAACUUUUAAGGACUCGGGACUCUUGGAUUUCUAGGGAGGAAUGGUAGGUUAUGGGUUGGAUGGAUGGAUGGAAUGGAAAUGGAAAUGGACGGAUUUUGAUUUUUACUGUGGAAAAGGGGCGAUUUUGAGCGAUUUUUGAGCCAUUUGAUUGAACCUGACUGAUUGACGUUACGUUUGUAUGGACGGCGGCCCCCUCCAUUUCCUUAGCCACUUGAAGGUUUAUCCCCUGUCUCCGUUUUGGUAUUUUGAUUCCCUUCUCCCGUUCUCUGUCAAUAUUUGCUUCCGCGUCGCUCACCACAGCGUUUCCUUGCCCUGCAUUUGCUUCUUUGAUGUUUCUUCUUUGUCCAACUCUUCCACUCAUCUUCAAUUUUUCUCCUUGCCAUUUUACUUUGUUGGUUUUUCUUUUCGUUCUCAAUUUUUUUUUCCUUCCUUGUUUUUCUUCUUCAUUUUUUCGUCUUAUUUCUACUUCAUUUUUUCGUCUUAUUUCUACUUCAUUUUUUCGUCUCAUUUCUACUUCAUUUUUAAUUCAUGCACACUCCGGCGUUUUACUUCUUUUGUUCUUAAUAUUUUUCUUUUCUUUUUUUCCCCUUUUCACAAAUCUAUUCUCCAACAUAGAGGCAACAGGUCUGUCUAACUCCUUUUUUCUUCUUUCUUCUUCUUUUUUUCCUUUUAAUAUUUUGUUUAAUUCAUUUCUUGUUCGCCCUAUCGCUUUCUAUUAGUCCUUGCAUCUCACAUUUCUUCUUUUCAAUAGAAUAAUAUAUAUAGAUAUAUAUUAUACUACAAUCAACAACAGGUUUUAGUUCA